CCUUUCAUCACACACCUCACACACCUCACACACCUCACACACCUCACACUCUCUCCACACCCUCUCCACACCCUCUCCAGCCACACCCAUCCACACAUACUCCCCAUCAACUCGGCCGACCCCUUCCCAUCGUCCUCACCCAUGUCUGCCCUGCGGGCUAUGCUGCAGCUGCGGUCUGUCUCCCACCCGCCCACAGGACCCUCGCUCCAGCAGUCCGACCCGAACGACACAGCCGCCUUCCACUCUAGCGCCUCCUCUAUCCACUCUGUUUCCACCCACUCCCUUCAGGCCCAGUCCCUCAAUGGUGCCGGCGCCUCCGUCGCCACCUCCAUCAUCCCCGCCGGAACCGUCUCCCUCUCGUCCUCAACAAAGCCCGGGACGCCCACCAAGAAACAAAUCAACCUGGGACUCCAUUCCGGUGCAGCCUCUGGCAACCUGGGUCUGGUCAAGUUUGCGCUUGACAAUGGUCAGCCGAUCGACUCCAUGCUCAAUGGUGUAUUUGCCAUCCACGCAGCCUGCUGCAGUAACGCCAAUGUCGCAGUCGUCCUCUAUCUGAUCGAGCGAGGCGCAGACGUCAACGCCAAAAGACUACCGCGGAAAUACAGCAACGAGAAGGGCGUGCAAACCGUUGGUACGACAGGAUCGACCCCUUUGCACUUUGCAGCUGCCAACGGAUGUCUUGCGGUUGUGGAUAUUCUGCUGCGACAUGGCGCCAUCGUCGAUAUGACCGACAAGUACGGCUCGUCGCCUUUGUCAGUGGCAGCAGCGAGGAACCAUCCCGAGGUCGCCAGUCUACUCCGCCAAUAUUCGGCCAUGCAGCGUGGUGUUCAGGACCUCACUCCCGACAAUGAAAGCAAGGAUCCGUUUGUCGAUAGAAGAGGCAGUCUUGAACUCCGUGGAACAGCACCGUCAUCGCGUAUUACUGCUGCUGUUGCUGCUGCUGCUGCAGGACAUCAAAAGGACACCAGCGCUCAGUCCCUGCCGGUCCCAUCUGGUCGCUCUACUCAAACCACACGCUCUCCAGGUCAACGGCGCAUCAGUCUGCCCUCAAUCAUCGAAUCGCCCUCUUCGCCCUCACCCAAUAUACUCCCCCCACCAAGACAGUCCUGCGAUCUUGGCCGCCCACCCCAGUCGACAGAACCAUUGGUCAGGAGCACUGCCUUUAUUCGCUCGACACCCUCUCAGCCCACAAGGAAUAUCACCAUGGCGCCAUCAAGACCUGAGGAUCGACCCGUCAAGUCUCCAACGCGUGAUCAAUCGGAUUCGUCGUUGAAUAAGUCAAAGGAGCCGGACACACGAACAAUCCGGCGAUCGCAAACAGUCCAUGAUGCUCAAAACAGCCUCUUGACACCCACGGAAGCUACGCCGAUGAAGAGGCGAAAGUCCAUGGAAUCAGCGGCGCUCCUAUCACCCCAGUCGGCGCUAUGUGUCAAUCGUCGCAAAUCGUUUGACCAUCUCUCCAGUCUGCGUCAUUCAAACUCGAAGAGCAGGAGAUCGUCCGAUGCGUCGACAGCUUCUGAGGGAACAGCGUCUUCAGGCACAUCAGGAACGUCCCAUACGAGCGUUUCAGACAAUGCGGCAGAGUCAAGCCAAGAUCGCAAUCGCAGCAGCAACAACGGCAACAUGGCCAGACCCAAGCUCUCUGGAUCUUCACAGGGAUCUCACCCCCAUCUUAUAAGAUCCACAUCUCAGCCCCUCAUUGAUCUCAUCAAACCCAGAAGAACGCCAGUGUCCUUCGUAUUGGAACCACCUGCUCGACAGUCAUUGGACCUGCAGCGAUUGGCGUCAAACCAGGACAGGACCGCCGACAAGGAUAGAAACGGAGAGCCAAGGAAUGACUCUGAUUCUGACCUUCCAGGAUUGUUGUUUCGUCGAAGGACCAUGCAGGAGGCAUCCAAUUCGAAAUUGGGAACAGUGCCCCGAUACCACAGUAUGGGACCAAUGGUCGAUUCAUCGAACGCUGAGGGGGGUUCGAGCAGGAACCAACAUCAUCUUCAUCAUUCGACCACUGGCUCUAGCACAUCAUUGCAGGAGAUGUCGGCGCCGCGACUGAGCACCAGCUCUAUCUCGUCUAACCAUUCUGGUUCAGGAUCGUUUUCUGGGAGUGCGACGGUUUCGGGAAGGAUCUCGAGGAUGUGGUCGUCCUCUGCGUCGAAUGGCAAGGAUCUUUUGAAGGAUGGAUCUGUGAACAAUGGGGGUGCGGGCGAGUUUGGGGAGCUGGGAGAUGAUACAGCCGCGAAUCGAUCGAGGAGUAGUAUGCUGAACCGACUAUCGGGGAUCUGGGGCCGACGAUGAGAACGAAGGCCGGGGGUGGGGAAGUUUUCAAUUUCAAAUGUAUAUAACACAGAUGUAUAUAAGCCAAAGAAAAAAAUAAAGCGCAACGGGCUGAACACGUUUUUAUUAUA
Messenger RNA from Gamsiella multidivaricata, 2405 nucleotides. RefSeq lists its product as uncharacterized. The record is from RefSeq and is a predicted model, not a curated record. Gene Ontology annotation, molecular function: protein binding. The transcript has 4 exons. Bases 142 to 2295 code for a protein of 717 amino acids. NCBI's taxonomy places the organism in Eukaryota, Fungi, Mortierellomycota, Mortierellomycetes, Mortierellales, Mortierellaceae.